CCAUUUUGUCAUCACCAACUGGUGAGUGUCCAAACAAGAGCAUAAAACCUUGACACAAACUGCACCACUCAUAAAGAAGAAGCACCAUAAUUGACCGCCAAGUGCUCCCAUCAAGUCUAACUCUAAGACACAACACUCAAAACUUGACGCGUCUCCCAACAUCACCACUCGGGCGGUCUUUCGGGGAGAAAACCUUUACACACACUGUACCUAUCAUAAAGACGAUGAAGACUCACCAGUGUCCACAGUGUGGGAAGGUAUUCACUCGUCUUGGAAAUAUGAGGAAGCACAUUUUAGUACAUUCAGGUGUCAAACCCCAUGAGUGUCCAGAGUGUGGGAAGAAAUUCAGUGAGCUUGGACAUGUGAAGACUCACAUGUUAGUACAUUCCGGUGAAAAACUUCAUGAGUGUCCAGAGUGUGGGAAGAGAUUCAGUCUUCUUGGAAAUAUGACGACUCACAGGAUGGUGCAUGCAGAUGAAGGACCUUUUGCAUGUGCUGAGUGUGGCAAAAAAUUUAGAGACCGUGUAACUAUAAUACGUCACAUGUUUGUGCACUCAGGGGGCAACUCUUAUGAAUGUCCAGAUUGUGGGAAGAGAUUCAGUCGUCCUGGAAAUAUGAAGAGACACAUGUUGGUACAUUCGAGUGAUAAACCUCACGAGUGUCCAGAGUGUGGGAAGAGAUUCAGUCAGCUUGGAAAUUUGAAGACUCACAUGUUAGUACAUUCAGGUGACAAACUUCAUGAAUGUCCAGAGUGUGGGAAGAGAUUCAGUCGUUUUGGACAUAUGACGACUCACAGGAAGGUGCAUGCAGAUGAAAGACCUUUUGAAUGUGCUGAGUGUGGCAAAAAAUUUAGAGACCGUGGAACUCUAAUACGUCACAUGUUUGUGCAUUCUGGUGACAACUCUUAUGAGUGUCCUAAGUGUGGGAAGAGAUUCAGUCAUCCUGGACAUAUGAAGACUCACAUGUUAGUACAUGUGGGUGACAAACCUCAUGAAUGUCCUGAGUGUGGGAAGAGAUUCAGUCGUUUACGAAAUAUGAAGUCUCAUAGGAUGGUGCAUACAGAUGAAAAGCCUUUUGAAUGUGCAGAGUGUGGCAAAAAAUUUAGAGAACGUAGAACUAUAAUAUGUCACAUGGUUGUGCAUUCAGGUGACAAACCUUAUGAGUGUCCAGAAUGUGGGAAGAGAUUCAGUCAGUGCGGAGGUAUGAAGAGACACUUGUUAGUACAUUCAGGUGAGAAAUCUCAUGAGUGUCCAGAGUGUGGGAAGAAAUUCAGUCGUCUUGAAAAUAUGAAGACUCACAGGAUGCUGCAUUCGGAAGAAAAACCUUUUGAAUGUGCUGAGUGUGGCAACAAAUUUAGAGAACGUGGAAAUCUAAUUCAUCACAUGUUUGUGCAUUCAGGUGACAAACCUUAUGAAUGUCCAAAGUGUGGGAAGAGAUUCAGCCAGCGUGGAAGUAUGAAGAGGCAUAUGAUGAUACAUUCAGGUGACAAACCUCAUGAGUGUCCAAAGUGUGGGAAGAAAUUCAGUCAACGUGGAAGUAUGAAGAAGCAUAUGAUUACACAUUCAGGUAAUAAGCUAAAAACUUUGGGUGUGGGAGAUAAUUGAAAGAAUGUUGAAGUAUAAUGAGCCACAUAUUAAUACACUAACUUACCUUUAAUCUAAUGUAUAGUUUGGAAAUUUAGCUUCAUUAUGUAAAUAUUUUGCUAUCACCAUGUCAGAUGGAUAUCCUUCAGAGGUAAUUGUUAUAUUUCGUUUGAUGAAUUCACUUCAUAAACGGUAAAGUUCUGAAGGUAUUUUGUUAUUUUGUUCUUUUAUGAAAGAUGCUCUUCAUAGACCAAGCAAGUACUAGAGAAGCUGUCAUUUUAGAAAUUAGAUACUCCUCAUAGAACAAGCAAGAACAAGAGAGGCUGUCAUUUAAGAAGUUAGAAUCUCCUCAUAAACCAGCAGGAACUGGAGAAAUUGUCAGUUUUCAAAUUAGAUGCUCCUCAUAGACCAAGCAAGAACUAAAGAAGCUGUCACUGUAGAAAAACUUAAAAUUGUUUACAAGUAUAGAAAUAUCUCUUUAUUUUACCAAAGAUAAAACAAAGCUUUGAAUGCAUUUUUCUUCAUAUACAUCUAAAUAGUUAUGUGGAAUUUAAAUUUAUUAGAACUUUAUUAAAUUUAAAUUAGAAAUGCAUCUGCAUCUGCAUCUGCAUCUGCAUCUGCAUCUGCAUCUGCAUCUGCAUCUGCAUCUAGAACUAAAUAGUUCUUUGUGGAAUUUUAUUUAAAAUGUAAUAUAAUCUCUGUAGUCAAGUUAUGGAUUUUUUUUUGUAAUAUUAUUUAGCAAUGGAGCUGUUGAAGCAGUCAGUCUGAGACGUUCUUAAGACGAGGCCAUUUUAUUGUUAGGAGAAAUGUAU
Messenger RNA from Procambarus clarkii (red swamp crayfish), 2395 nucleotides. Lineage: Eukaryota; Metazoa; Arthropoda; Malacostraca; Decapoda; Cambaridae. The record is from RefSeq and is a predicted model, not a curated record.